CGGGCCAUCAGCAGCGCGAGUGGAAGGUAUACACACAACACAAAGCACGGUCGAACCUUCACGCACUCGCUCCUUACACGUAGCCGACGUGCACGGACAAGCAUCGUCAGUAACUGAGGCCACCAUGAAGGCCAGCUUCCUGCUCCUGCUCGUGCUGGGGGCCUCGGAGGCGGCCAGGAUCCUGUCCAUCGUGCCGUUCCCUGCCGUCAGCCACCAGGGACCCCUCAGGACGAUGAGUCUCGAACUGGCGAGGAGGGGCCACCAGGUCACCUUCAUCACCACCAACCCCUCCAAGAAAAACAUUGCCAAUUUCACAGAAAUUGACAUAUCUGCCUCAUACAAAUACCUGAGAACAACCUCUGACUGGAUGGGGAUGGCCCAUUGGACAGCAACUGACAUGAUAUUUUCAUGGAAGCGCCUAGGGGCUGCUCUGUGUGAGGGCGAACUUAGUUCUCCGGAGAUGCAGGAAUUCAUAAAGUCAGCUCCGAAGUUCGACCUGGUUAUUUUGGAACGAUUGCUGACGCCGUGCUUCUACGGUUUAAUUCACAAAGUGGGCUCCCCGCCUCUCAUCGGAUACAUUACCGUAGGCGCAAUUAUACCCAGCCUCUGGACUGAUGGAAACCCAAGUAAUCCAGCUUACCUUCCAGACAGCGUCGUCACCUCUUCACACCGUAUGUCAUUCUGGGAGAGACUUUACAUGACAUAUAUAUGGCUAUACACAAAUUAUUACUACUUCUGUGUAAUGAUGCCGGAUCAAGACAAAAUCCAGAGAAAAUAUUUCGGACCAGACGUUCCAUCAGUUUAUGAAACUGAAAAAAAUUUCAGUUUAAUGCUCAUAAACAAUCACUUCAGUAUAAACUACCCCCGACCGCAUCUGCCAAACAUGAUAGAGCUGACUGGACUGCAUGUGGAAGCCGAUUCGCCGGCUCUUCCUAAGGCCAUACGAGAUUGGCUGGACGGUGCCGAAUAUGGCGCCGUGUACUUCAGUCUGGGAUCCACUCUGCAGGCGAGUACGAUGCCAGAAAAUAAAAGGCUGGCGUUCCUCGACGCUUUCAAGAAAAUCCCACAGAGGGUGCUGUGGAAGUGGGAGGAAGACAUGGACGACCUGCCGCCCAACGUCAAAGUCUCAAAGUGGCUGCCGCAGCAGUCUGUACUAGUUUAUUACUAUUGCCUAGAUGUGUAG
Schistocerca piceifrons (Central American locust) is the source of this 1183-nucleotide messenger RNA. Its product is annotated as UDP-glucosyltransferase 2-like. The transcript has 6 exons. Gene Ontology annotation, molecular function: UDP-glycosyltransferase activity. Lineage: Eukaryota; Metazoa; Arthropoda; Insecta; Orthoptera; Acrididae. The record is from RefSeq and is a predicted model, not a curated record. Bases 125 to 1183 code for a protein of 352 amino acids.